AUGCAAGGCGAGACGGAUUGCGGUGUGGGUUUGGAUGGUGUAUGGUAUGUGGUAGACGCAGUGGGUGGUAAAGUUGAGGUCAGUUGUGGUUUCGUUGCUAGUCUUUACAGCGCAGACUGUGCAUCACUGGAAGACAGUUUACGAUUUGCUGCUGAAGGUACUUCACUUCGUCUGGCCUAUCAGGAUACGUCGAAGGACAAAACUGCGGCCUCCAAGAUGGACCCACAGCGCUCCGAACAAUAUGAACGCCUCGGUAUGAGUGCUGGCGUUGGCGGCGCCAGGACGAAGGUGAUUGGUCACUCGGCUGUGAGUGAUAUGAAGACGAUUGAAAGUGAGGACGCCAAUGAUUUGCGUGGACCCGGUGGUCGCAAGGGAAAUCAGAGUGGAAUGGGAACCUUUGAGGAAACUAUUGACACAUUCUCACGAGGCGGUAGCAACUGGUUGUACCUAUCUUCCAGUCGUGACGGCGACGCUUCCGACGAUUGGGACUUGGAUCCCUUCAAGGCACGAGCUGCUGCUGGACUCUCCUCGUCGUCAAGCAGAACUGGUCUCCUGGAUCUCCCAACCGAGUCUCGUACUUCUCGAUCCGGUAACAUUGGGGUGUCAAAAUCUUCCAACUCCACCUUUUCCUCGGCCUCGACAGAGCCACCCCCAAUGUCGGAGGAGAUGCGGCUCAAAUUACAGAAUGCCAAAUCUAUCUCUUCCGCAGAUUUUGCUUCUGAAGACCAGGGUUCCAACUUUGACAGUUCUCAGUUUGAAGGUCGAACCUCCUUAUCCAGUGACGAAUAUUUUGGUCGUCCCCAGCCCAAGUACCGCCCAGACUACAGUGUGGAGCUGAACAGCAUCAAGGAAGGUGUGCGGGAAGGCGUAACCAAGGUGGCUACGCGUCUCUCCGCCUUUGCCAAUGAUGUUAUGAGUCAAUUACAGGUGAUACUACUAUUUUUUGUGUAG
Molecule: messenger RNA, 951 nt
Organism: Hydatigera taeniaeformis
Lineage: Eukaryota; Metazoa; Platyhelminthes; Cestoda; Cyclophyllidea; Taeniidae
Source: the annotation of a GenBank genome assembly